GCCCACAGGACCUUGAACAUGUUCUCAACUUGAGGAGAGCUCUAAGGCUUCAAAAAGCUACAUUAAAUAUAAAACUAGUGCAGCCCUGAGUUUGGACACCCCUGGUCCAGAUAGUCCUUGCAUUCCUCUCCAGCCCGCAGAGUAAGACAGGCCAGCAGGGGGCGGGGCUUCAGUAUGGGGGAACGUCAACGAGUCCAGUUAAGCGCCCAUUUCCUUUUUAGGCCGCUCCGGUCCGUUGCAGGGUGACAUUCCGGGUCAGCGAGAAGGGGAAAUUAAUUCCAGGCUAACGUCAGGCUGACAGCAGCCCCAGGGGGUCCGAGGUGGGCGGCAGGCCAAACGCUGGAGUCACCACGCAAAGGCUAACAGUCAGAAGACAUCAGAGCAGGCGGACAGUCGAGUGGAAGUCACACUUUUCCCUUCUUCUCAACACACACACAAACUAUUGUUGUUGUUUACACAAACAAUGCAGCAACGAUACCACGGCGCCUUGUUAGCGUGUGGAAAGUACAAUUUAGGGAGCUGUACACUUUCCUGAAAUGGAUGAGAUGAUGAAGAUACAGACAAGAAGUUAGGUCACCUUCUUCUUCUUCACUUCUUUGCCACUUCAAACAUAGCCACAGCUUGACCCUGGAACGGAUCAUACCAGUGCUUGCUUCUUGGUGGGAGCUCCACAGCGCCACCAGGGGGCCGGGUCGAGGGAACUAAUGAGGGCCAUGAAGAUGAAAAGAAAGACUGGGCUGACGGACUUUAGCUAAGAUGAUGUGUAGUCCUGACAGGCUUUCUUUUCAAUAAACUUCUUCACGUUCUUUAGGUGGGACAACAGGACAUGAGGAGCAGGAGGGAGUGUGGGCCAAGCGGGGGUGGGGGUUUGUGUGUGUGUGUGUGUGUGUGUGUGUGUGUGUGUGUGUGUUGUAAAAGUCUUGGAGUUUGUCAGCACACUUCCUGUCUGCUGGCCGACUCUCACGCUGCACAGCUUUCAUACUCCUCACAUGUGAACACGUGCACUGAAGACACAGCAACACCCGUUCAGCAAAGAAGUUUUCCCAUCCACAUUCAACAUGGCCGCCGUUUGCGCCCUCUUCUUGCUGGCGGCGGCGCUCGCUGUGGGCGGUGAGACGCUGGUGGUGGUCAAUGUGGGCAUGGAGGUGGCGAGAGGGAGAUCUGCCUUCCUCACCAAAGAACAGCUGACCAUCAGUGCGGAGGCUGACGCCCACUGCAAGGUGGAGGUGGUCCUCAACGAGCCCGUCAUGCAGCGAGUGGGCCGCCUCACGCCGCAGGUGUUUGACUGCGACUUCCUGCCCCACCAAAUCAAGUACCAACACCACGGGAGUCCUCUACUGGACCAGGACUCUGUCCUACUCCGGGUCUACAGGUUCUCAUCUUCAGAGACAUUGGUGGAGACGGUGGUUCUUCCAGUGCGAGUGGUGGAUUCUGGUUCCAGUCUUGCGGACUUGGGUAGUACUGGAUUGGUGGUUCCUGACUUCUACGCGCUGUCCAACCCCAUUGACCGCUCAGUGCUCAACAUAAAACCCAGAGACGACGCAGUGUGCACAGUCCGACUGGUUACAUCAGGCGCCGGCGUGCUGGCAAUGGGUCAUCUAGUGAGGGAGGACGACGCCUCUCAGAGGAAAGGUCGGGACGUGGCGGCGCUCUGCCCGGGAAACAAAGCCUGCAAGGGUGGCACCAAGGAGGUCCGCUCCCUGAAAACCAGCUGCCAGGACUUCCUGACCUCAGGCCUUAAGUAUCAACACCUCAGUCCGCCAUCCCCUGACGUAGACUAUGUCGCCAUCAGUGUGGAGCUGAGGGAGCAGGCUACCAGGGCACUGCUGGAGACGGAGACGCUGUGGCUACCGAUUGUGAUCCGUGGAGCCAUGCCCAACCAGCUGCCUCAGGCCUCCUUCAUGGCCUCCUUCAUCCUGGAGGUGGACCAGUUCAUCCUCACCCCGUUCACUACGGACGCCCUGGAUGCCGAAGACCACGAGACGCCUAAAGACCAGCUGGUGUUCAAUGUGACCGUCCCGCCGCCGGAAGGCUACAUCACUCACCUGGACGACCACACCAAACCCAUCGGGUCCUUUACAUGGUUGGACCUGCAGGACAUGAAGGUGGCCUACCAGCCGCCAAACAGCAGCCGAGUGCAACGCAACAACAUGGAGGUGGAGUUCCGGGCCUUGGAUGGUUACUACGCAUCCAGCCCAGCCAUGGUGGUCCACGUCUCCAUCAGGGUGGCGGAGACAAAGGCACCCCGAGUGUCGUGGAACACGGGUCUUGACCUACUGGAGGGUCAGGCCCGACCAAUCACGUGGGAGCAGCUGCAGAUCGUGGACCACGACAACAUCCAUGCGGUCUUCCUGGUGGCCGUGGACGGACCUCUUCAUGGACGUCUCAGCGUGAGAGGUGGGAAGGCUUUCAUGUUCCGAGUGCAGGACCUGAGGGAGGGCGUGGUGGUCUACCACCACUCAGACAGUGACACCACCCGUGACCACAUCGUGUUUCGCAUCAGCGACGGACGCCACAGCAUCCGCCACAAGUUCCCCAUCAACAUACUCCACAAAGAUGACUCUCCACCCUUCCUGGUCAACAACGUGGCCUUGGAAGUCCAGGAAGGUGGCGCUGUGCGACUGCAGGAGACCACACUGUUGGCCUCGGACCUGGACUCCAGUGAUGACUACAUCCUCUACCAGAUAACCGCCCCUCCUCGGGCGGGGCAGCUGGUCAGAAAGACCUCCCCUCAGGAGCCAGGACUUCCUGUGGACAGAUUCCUUCAGCGAAAUGUGCUCCUGGGUCAGAUCUACUACCAGCACUCAGGAGAAGAACACUUUGAAGACUCCUUCGACUUCAUACUGUCAGACAUCCAGGAGCCACCAAACCUCUCGCAUGCCUACACGACGGUUGUGAACGUUUUCCCUGUGGAGGACCAGUUGCCCGUGGAAGUUUCAGGAAGCAGCCGUCGACUGACAGUGAAAGAGACGGAGGUAGUUUACAUCACGCGGUCCCACCUGCACUUCAGCCACACGGAACACCCCGACACGGACCUGACUUACGUCAUCACUCGGCCCUGCUUUAGCCCGCUGCAUCCUGGCUUGAUGGACGCCGGGCGUCUCUUUUACACGGACAGCGGCACCCCAAUGAGGCGCGACCCUACUGCGCCAGUAUUGAUGUCUUUCACACAGCAUGCAGUGGACCACAUGAAGGUGGCGUUCAUGCCGCCAGUGGAGGACAUCGGUCCACAGUCUCUGUUGGUCCAGUUCACCUUCUCCGUCAGUGACCAUCAUGGCGGCACCGUCUCCGGCCUGCAUUUCAACAUCACCAUCAUCCCCGUGGACGACCAGGCGCCAGAGGCCUUCACCAACCUGCUGCGGGUGGAGGAAGGGGGCGGGGCCUUCUUGACAGAGGAGCACCUCCUGAUCCGGGACCGGGACAGCCUGGAGGAGGGGUUAAGGGUGGAGCUUGGAGGUGAAGCUCGCCACGGUCACCUGGAGCUGCGGGGUGGAACACUGCGUCAGGGCGAGUGGUUCACACUGAGCGACCUGCGACGUCUCACUGUCAGGUACAUUCACGAUGACUCCGAGACCACCGAGGAUGACAUCGCUCUGCGGGUGACGGACGGUGUCAACUCGGCUGAAGUUGUAAUGCUCAUCCAGGUGCUGCCCGUGAACGACGAGCCCCCCCAAUUGGGCGGAGGUCUGCGAGGCGAGCUCAGCUGCCAAGAAGGGGGGCGUGUCCAAGUGACGGCGGACUACCUGUCAGCCACGGACCGGGACAGCGAGGACGCCAGGCUGACCUACAUGCUGGCGCGGCGUCCUGCCCGGGGGGAGCUGCAGCGGGCGGGCCAGCCGGCAGACAAGUUCUCCCAGCAGGACCUGCUGCAGGGUCAGGUCUACUACCUGCACACAGGCGGAGAGAUCGGACCACGGGCUGAGUCCGACACCCUCACGCUCAUCAUCUCUGACGGCCAUGCUGGCGGGAUGGAGGGCUGUUGCCGUGGCGAUGCCCCGCCCGUCCCGCUCCACGGCUCACUUCCUGUGUACGACCUCAACAUCACUUUACUUCCUGUUAACAACAAAGUACCUGCCGUCAUUCUAGCGGACUCCAUGUUGGUGGUGGACGAGGGCUCCUUCGCUUGUCUGAAUAAGGGCGUCCUGGGGGCCACGGACCCGGACAGCCCCCCCGAACAGCUGACUUUUCACCUGGACACCAAGCCUCUUCACGGCUUCCUGGAGAACACGCUGCCAACUCCUGGCUCUGAGAAGAGCAAUGCUGGGAUCCCUGUAGCAUCCUUCAGCCUGGACCACCUGACCUCCGGCUUCAUCAACUAUGUCCAAUCGGAGCACAAAGGGGCGGAGCCAACCGUAGACCAGUUGUUGAUCAGCGUGAGUGACGGCCUGCAUCACUCCGCCUCCGUCCCCUUGUACAUCAUCAUCAAUCCCACCAACGACGAAGCACCUUCUCUGAAGCUCGCCAAUUUCACUGUGAAGGAGGGCGGCGUCAGGGAGCUUACCCCCUUCGUCCUGGACGCCUUCGACCUGGACGCCCCGCCCGAUGUCCUCACCUUUACCGUGGUGACACCGCCGGCUCACGGCAGUCUAAUGAACGGCGUCUAUGGCGUCGAGACGGCACGCUACAAAGAGGCGACCACUUCCCUCGUAGUCGCCUCCUUCACACUGCGCCAACUCAGAGAGGGCAUGAAGUUGGUGUACAUGCACGACGACACAGAAACCCUGAAGGACGUGCUGACGCUCCGCCUGACAGAUGGUGUCCACGCGGUCCAGGGGACCACUUGGGUCACGGUGCUGCCGCUCAAUGACCACCAACCUCUGAUGCUCAAGAACGCUGGUCUGGAGGUGGAGUCCGGCGGCCGCAGAGUGAUCUCCAGCAUGGUUCUGGAGGCCCAGGAUGCGGACUCGCCGCCUGACCGCGUCUUCUAUUUCCUCAACGCCGCCGCCCGCUUUGGAGAACUGCAGCUGAAGGCCCAGUCGGGUUGGACUCAGCUGGCGGUGGGUCAGAACUUCACUCAGGACGACGUGGACAAGAACCGACUGUGGUACGCGCACGUUGCCGCCGCCAACGCCUCCGGGUUCAAAGGUCACGACAGCUUCCGCUUCAGCCUGAGCGACUUGGACAAGACGGGGCCGCCACAGAGCUUCUUCAUCUCCGUGCACACGGUGAAGAAAGGGGACAUCUCGCUGGCGAGCAGGGCGGUGUCGCUGGCGGAGGGGCAGCGCGUGGUCCUCAACACAGACUUCCUGUCGGCUUCCGACGGCGCCGGGCGUCCGGACGAGCUGGUCUACACGGUCACGGUGGCGCCGCGUCACGGCCUGCUGCACGGCGUGCGGAGGCCUGGCGUGCCGCUGCCCACCUUCACGCAGAUGGACGUGGCGGCUCACAGAGUGUGCUACACCCACGACAACGGCCACGCCCACCGCAGCGACAGCUUCAGUUUCGUCAUCACCAACGGCCACUCGUCCCGCACUGGAAGUCUGCAUUUACACAUCCAGCUCGGCGACCGAAUCCCGCCAACGCUGGAGCGCAAUGCGGGUUUGGGCCUGCAGAAUGGCGUCACAGAAACCAUCACGGCGGACCACCUGCAGCUCAGCGACCCCGACACAGCCGCCUCAAACCUGAGCUUUGUGGUCACUGAGCCACCCCGCUACGGCCGCCUCAUGCUCAGGGGAGUCCCGCUGACACCCCCGCUUAGGUUCACCCAGGCGGAUGUGGACCAGCGCCACCUGACUUACUGGCACAGCCGGAGCAGCCGGGCAGAGUUGGACAGGUUCUACUUCUUGCCCACGGAUGGCAACAAUCCAGGUUACCUGGAGUUUGGACAGUUGACAGAGGAGCCUGCUGCAUUCAUCAUUCAGGUGGAGCAGGUGGACAGGUCGCCUCCGAGUCUGACCACCAGGGGGAGUCCCAGCGAGGUGGCAGAGCUGAGCGACGGGCGAUUUGUCAUCUUCAUCACCUCCAGACAUCUGCAGGCGGCUGACUCCGACAGUCCGGUGGACGAGCUUCAGUUUUCAGUCAUCAGGCCUCCACAUUUCGGCUACCUGGAGAACAUUCUCACAGGCGCUUACAUUAAAGGUCGCUUUACGCAGCGAGAUGUGGAGCGUCGCUCAGUGGUUUUUGUCCUUCCCCCUGACAUGGAGGUGACAGCCGACAGCUUCCAGUUCCGCCUCAGUGACCCGGCCGGCAACUCAGCCCUGCCCGAAACACUGGAACUGUCCUGGUCCCGAGUCCAACUAUCAGCCACCUGCUACCGGACCUGUGAGACUGCAGGAACGCUACAGGUCCAGAUCGAACGCAGUGGAAAGAGCAGCGAGCCAGCUUAUGUGGCCAUACAGGUGGAGGACGGGACUGCCAAACUAGGCCAGGAUUUCACACACAGUAGAGCCGGUCUCAUCCAGCUUGAUCCAGGAGUCAACAUGAAAACUUGGAACAUUUACUUGAAAGAUGACGGACUGGAGGAGAACCACGAGACCUUCAUGGUCACUCUGAAGAAUCCAAAGAAUUCGGUUCUAGGACAAAGAAACUCAGCCAGUGUGGAGAUCAUUGAUCCGAGAGGAGGAAAGUGUGAUCCUGGCGACCUGAGUAAGGAAGAAGACAAGGCCGAGCUCCACCCCACCAUUCAUGCUCCUCCCACACCUACGGAAGAUGAGCCCGUCACAGAGAUCGAGGUAGAACUUCUGUGGGAGAACCAGCCUCACCCUCCCCGUGGUGAUGUUCCAAACCGCCAUCACUAUCCAGAGGACCAGGCAGUCCCCGGCAACAGACACUCUCUUGGCCGGCAGCCAACAGUCACUGGUAAUUCUGGGAAUACUGGACUUAAGGUGCUCCUGUCAGCAGGACCUGGACCUGAGCAGAAAGUCUGGACAUUCCACAGUCUGACUCCUCUGCGGCUGGAGGAGGUGGCACCAGGGGGCGCUGUACAGAGCAGCUCGCACCACACCCACUUCCUGCAGCAGGGGCACCUUGAAAACAUCCCUCAGUUGGAUCAUGCAGGAAGCAGGCAGAAGACAGAGCUGCACCAGCGCAAAACGGGACGGUCGCUUAGAAGCUGGUGUGAAGAUGGUUGGACUCACCACAAGGGGCGCUGUUACCUCGCCAGCUUAUCUGUCAGCAGCUGGGCUAGUGCCGAGCACACAUGUUCUCUUCUGUUUAACAGCAGCCUGGCGAGUGUUCGGUCCAGACGGGAUAUGCCAUGGCUGUGGAAGUUUGUCGGGAAGAAGCCAUUUUGGAUCAGUCUACCUGGAGGUGUGAGUGUUGGAAAGUGGACAUCUCCAACCAAGAUGUCGCCACCAACACCAAACGAGCCUGAUAUUGUAUCAGAGUGUGUGCUGGUUCAACAAGUCUCACGUUGGACUUCGACAAACUGCAGUGCCGAAACUCAACACGCAUUUAUCUGCUCCUCGCCAGCAAAUACGCACUAAAUAUUGUGUUUUUUAGAUCAAAUCACGUUUCUUCUUUCAUUCAUCAAACUUUGAAGGAGGUGUACUAAAAGUCACAUGUAGACUAAACAAAUGCAAUAAACAACUACUUCAUCCUCUCUUA
Nerophis ophidion (straightnose pipefish) is the source of this 7545-nucleotide messenger RNA. RefSeq names its product Fras1 related extracellular matrix 1b (gene frem1b). Gene Ontology annotation, cellular component: membrane. Lineage: Eukaryota; Metazoa; Chordata; Actinopteri; Syngnathiformes; Syngnathidae. The transcript has 36 exons. The record is from RefSeq and is a predicted model, not a curated record. The coding region runs from base 1059 to 7424 and encodes 2121 amino acids. Gene Ontology annotation, biological process: cell communication.